CCUGGGGAAGAGGUGCUAUUGGAACAAUCCUUACUGGCUAUAUCAUUUUCAUCAUCUGCUUUGCCCUUGCCAUCAUCGCAUUUGCUGUCUGUUUACUUCGGUUCAACUUUAUCCGAGGAAUUGGAGGCUUGCUCUUUGUUUCUGCUCUGUUCCUGAUUAUGGGCCUAGUCAUUUACCCGGUGAUGUACACAAACACCCUUCCGGUCACAGGCGUUGGUGCGUUUGGCUGGUCCUAUGGCUUUAUGUGGACCGUUGCUAUAAUGGCAAUAGGUCUGGCAUUCUUCUUCUGCUGCCUCCCCAACUAUGAAGACCAGAUCCUGGGAAAUGUCAAACCUGAUUAUUGCUGUGGUACCCCGUGAACACUAGGAACAGCAAGAGAAGCAUCUGACAUUUGGAUUCCAAAGAUACUUACAGACUACCCUAGUUUUCAAAAGUAUUAUCAUCAGGUAUUAGUAGAAAGGUUUGGCAAGUUUGGUUUGUUGUCACAUGAAAGUAGAGAAAGAAAUGCGAGUUUUAGAAUGGAAGAUUUAAAUCAUUCUGUAUUUUCACAUCUGAUUUUUUUAGGACUUAUCAGUCUGCAUACUCAAUAUGCUUAUAGUUAAUUACUCCAUUAAUUCUCACAUCAAGAAGUGUGCAUAAUUUUUGUGAGGUGUUUCAGGUGUUUAUGCUUGCAUUUUACUAUAAACAAGUAAAUCAUUUGGUGGGCCAAAUAAUAUCUUCCUGAGGCAAAGCAGUUCACAACCCUUCCCCCCCACGGCAACUAUAUUUAGCUUCUAUUUUUGUUUACUUUAACCUGAAAAUCUGAAAUGUUUGCUUUUUGCCAAACUUGUGUAACCACUGCCUGCCAACAUUGUCAAAAAUUCAGCCCCCAGUUCCUAAUUCAGUUUUCUUUCUCAUUAAAAGAAAAAAAGCACUUCAAGGUACAGGGAUAAAGUGAAGGUGGGAGGAUGGGAGGGAGAGAGAAAGAGAAAAGGGCCACUGGAGUCUGGAUUUUAACAGGAUAUUUAAU
This is a messenger RNA of Alligator sinensis (Chinese alligator), 1009 nucleotides long. Its product is annotated as p53 apoptosis effector related to PMP-22-like. The annotation marks the transcript as partial. The transcript is spliced from 2 exons. Gene Ontology annotation, biological process: cell-cell adhesion. The record is from RefSeq and is a predicted model, not a curated record. NCBI's taxonomy places the organism in Eukaryota, Metazoa, Chordata, Crocodylia, Alligatoridae. Gene Ontology annotation, cellular component: cell-cell junction.